ACGCGCGGCGGCGGCGGCGGGAAGAUGGCGGAGUCCGGUGGCGGUGGUGGCGCUGGUGGCGGCGGCUUCGGAGCGGGCCCGGGCCCCGAGCGCCCCAGCAGAGAGGACCGCUCAGGAUUCGCAGAACUCAUCCCCCACGGCUACGAGAGCGCUUCCCUAGCAUUCCUCCUCAGCGGAGCGGGUUUUGGGGCACAGCCAGCGUGGUUUCAGACCCCGAGCAGCCGAGGGGCCGAUUGCUUCGCGCACACCGCCUCACCGCACACUGAAAAUAUUGUGAUUCGGGAGGAAGUAACCGGCACCUUUGGGGAAUCGCAGACCUUUCCUGUGAGGGAAGCAGCUUCCGGAAUUGAACAGCUCAGCCUGGAGGAAAUCUUGAGGGGUGGACCUUUGGGCUUUUAAAGGCCUCGAGGGGGGUCACCCGAGUUGAGGCCGAAGAUGUUUUCUAACGCCACAACUGCAGAAUUCCACAGGGGUCAAAGACGGAUCGGCCGGGAGCCGGAGCGGGCUGGGCUGCAUAUCCGGAGAGCUCUCCUCUCCACGGGAUGUUAGAAUUUGAAGCAGCCUGCUGAAGGAAGCAGAGCAGAGAGACGUGAUCACCAGAAUCUUCCGAGACCGGAGCCCAGAGUAGGGCACUCUCCCACGGCGGGGGUUAGGGGGUGGCACUGUGUCCCUUGAGCCUCAGGCCUGAGGCUCAAGGGACACAGUGAGCCCCACGGGACGGGGGGUACGGGAGCCCCACUGAGGAUCCCCGAGGCAGCCUCCACAUGGACAACUUACAGGACUGUGUUUAAAAGUGGUAACCACGUGCUUGCCUUGGUGAAGUCUGCAUGGCUGACAAAAAUGGAGCUCUCAAGUGCACCUUCUCGGCGCCCGGCCAUAGCACCAGCCUGCUGCAGGGCCUCGCUGCCCUCCGUGCCCAGGGCCAGCUCCUGGACGUCGUGCUCACCAUCAACAGAGAGACCUUCCACGCGCACAAGGUGGUCCUGGCCGCCUGCAGCGACUACUUCAGGGCCAUGUUCACGGGUGGCAUGAGGGAGGCGAGCCAGGAUGUCAUCGAGCUGAAAGGCGUGUCGGCCCGCGGCCUGCGGCACAUCAUCGACUUUGCCUAUAGCGCCGAGGUGACGCUAGACCUGGACUGCGUGCAGGACGUGCUGGGUGCGGCCGUGUUCCUGCAGAUGCUUCCCGUGGUGGAGCUGUGCGAGGAGUUCCUCAAGGCCGCCAUGAGCGUGGAGACCUGCCUGAACAUCGGCCACAUGGCCACCACCUUCAGCCUGGCCUCGCUCAAGGAGUCGGUGGAUGCCUUCACCUUCCAGCACUUCCUGCAGAUCGCUGAGGAGGAGGACUUCCUGCACCUGCCGCUGGAGCGCCUCGUCUUCUUCCUGCAGAGCAAUCGGCUGCAGAGCUGUGCCGAGAUCGACCUGUUCCGCGCCGCGGUUCGCUGGCUGCAGCACGACCCGGCCCGGCGGCCGCGCGCCAGCCACGUGCUCUGCCACAUCCGCUUCCCGCUCAUGCGGUCGUCGGACCUGGUGGACAGCGUGCAGCCGCUGGACCUCAUGGUGGAGGAUGUGCUGUGCCGCCAGUACCUGCUGGAGGCCUUCAACUACCAGGUGCUACCCUUCCGGCAGCACGAGAUGCAGUCCCCGCGCACGGCCGUGCGCUCGGACGUGCCCUCCCUGGUCGCCUUCGGCGGCACGCCCUACACGGACAGUGACCGCUCCGUCAGCAGCAAGGUGUACCAGCUGCCCGAGCCCGGUGCCCGCCACUUCCGUGAGCUCACGGAGAUGGAGGUGGGCUGCAGCCACACGUGCGUGGCCGUGCUGGACAACUUCGUGUACGUGGCGGGCGGCCAGCACCUGCAGUACCGCAGCGGCGAGGGCGCGGUGGACGCCUGCUACCGCUACGACCCCCACCUGAACCGCUGGCUGCGGCUGCAGGCCAUGCAGGAGAGCCGCAUCCAGUUCCAGCUGAACGUGCUGUGCGGCAUGGUGUACGCCACGGGUGGCCGCAACCGGGCCGGCAGCCUGGCCUCCGUCGAGAGGUACUGCCCGCGCCGCAACGAGUGGGGCUACGCCUGCUCUCUGAAGCGCCGCACCUGGGGCCAUGCCGGCGCCUCGGCGGGGGGCCGCCUCUACAUUUCGGGGGGCUACGGCAUCUCGGUGGAGGACAAGAAGGCGCUGCACUGCUACGACCCCGCCGCUGACCAGUGGGAGUUCAAGGCGCCCAUGAGCGAGCCCCGCGUGCUUCACGCCAUGGUGGGUGCCGGCGGCCGCAUCUACGCCCUCGGGGGCCGCAUGGACCACGUGGACCGCUGCUUUGACGUGCUGGCCGUGGAGUACUACGUGCCUGAGACAGACCAGUGGACCAGCGUGAGCCCCAUGCGGGCUGGCCAGUCAGAGGCCGGCUGCUGCCUGCUGGACAGGAAGAUCUACAUGGUGGGGGGCUAUAACUGGCGUCUCAACAACGUGACGGGCAUCGUGCAGGUGUACAACACAGAGACGGACGAGUGGGAGCGCGACCUGCACUUCCCAGAGUCGUUCGCGGGCAUCGCCUGUGCCCCCGUCCUGCUGCCCCGGUCAGGGACCAGGAGGUAGCUCCCGGGACCCGUGGGACCCGGCCCAGCCUCAUGCCGUCUCUGCCAGGGGUUCUGGUGAGCGCACACCGGGGCUGAGGACCACAGAACCACCCCACCCCCACCCCCCAUCCCGCCCCCAGGGCCUGCUACGUCGAUAAGGCCCCUCCCCCUGGGCUCCCUCUUUCCUUCUCGAAGCAGAUCCUGGCUUCAUGCCCACCGAGGGAGCCUGCCGGCCCUGAGGCCGACAUGUCACGGCAGCGGGGGUUUCCUCACCCGCCCCACAUCCUCGCUCAUGGAGGGAAUCGGGGUCUCCUUUGGGGUGUUGUUGUGUGGCUUACGUCCCACUUCUCUCUCCUCCCCCAGCUCGGCAGUCUCAGACGCUCAGAUGCAAGCUCAUUAGCGUCGAGCCCCAAACCCAUGGUUUGCACCCUGCCCCCUCCCAAGUUUCUUGCACUGUGCGUUUUUAAAAAAUAAACACCCCCCAAACUCUGGAACACACAGACCUCCAGGAGCUGGUAAGGCGGCAGGGGUGCGCCCUGCUCAGGGUUGACUUCAAGGGCGGGCAUGUUCCUGCCCCCAAUAAGCCUGAGCCGCCGGGGUGGGGAGGAUGGCCUUGGACGAGGGUCUCGCGCUUAUCUUCAUUCCUGUCCCAACUCCCUCAACGUGUUCUGUCGUCCACUUUCAGAAGGAGAAAACACAGCCGGCUCUCAGAGAGGGUCCAUAUGGUUUCCCAGCCUUCUAUUUGGUGCCGGGCGUCUCAGGGGUCCUCAGUGAGGAGCGGGCCGACACGCUAGGGGGACACCUUUAGAAUCUCUCAGUGUGUCUGCAUUCCACAAGUCUGAUGAUUUUUAUUUCUCUCCCUUUUUCCAGCCCCCCACCCCCCCACCCCCGCCCCACCCAUCCCAUGUUCCGGUUGUCAGGCCACAGGGCCUGUGCCCUCAGCAAGGGAGGUCAGGCGGGUGGUGCAGGCUCUUCCCUUCAAGGGCUUUGCGGCAUCUCUGGCCACAUUUGAUUUGGUGUCAAACCUCUAAAGCUGGUUUGGUCUGGUUUUGCCGUUUUAGUGUUCUUUUUGUUUUUGUUUUUUUUUUGUUUUCUCCUUUGGUUCUGUUUUGCUUCUUUUAAGACACCGGCAUUGCUAUCUUAUAAAUGGGAUUUGUACCCUCGGGGCAACUUAAAGUGUCUCUUCUGCUGCUAACGGACGAUUGAUGUUGUGUCUCUGUGACCCACUCACCGUGUAAAGAAUUAACCUCAUAUCUUA
Messenger RNA from Prionailurus viverrinus (fishing cat), 3830 nucleotides. RefSeq names its product kelch like family member 26 (gene KLHL26). Gene Ontology annotation, molecular function: protein binding. The coding region runs from base 828 to 2591 and encodes 587 amino acids. The record is from RefSeq and is a predicted model, not a curated record. The transcript has 4 exons. Lineage: Eukaryota; Metazoa; Chordata; Mammalia; Carnivora; Felidae.